AGAACAUAAAAAGCAUGUUUCCGUUUUCUCAUGUCCGAGUCUCCACAUUCUCUCUGACACAAAUGUAGAAACCUCCUUAAUUUUCCACACAGGGAAGUCACUGCUCCUCUUGCUUUUUUCAAAAAUGGAAACUACAUCUUUACUACUUCACUCAAAAUCUAUCCCAUUUGGUUUCGGUCUCUCAAAUAACUGCAACGCCUAUAGCAAGAAGAAAGUCUCUCUUAGACAUUUCAACGAACACCUUCAAUCACAAAGAAGCAAUCCCAACUUUUUCUCCUAUCGGAUCCAUAAGCCCGUCAAAAUCCCAUUGGAACCUACAUUUCUGCUUCACCAAUCACCAACACCACUAAGGUUAACGAACACCAAUUUCCUUUCUUCUGUCAAAUGCUCGAUUUCCAGCUCUACCAGCACAGAAACUGCCGGAAACCAUUCACGGCUGAAUUCUCUGAUAAACCUCUCUAUUAAAGCUAAAGCAACCCUUUUGCAACUAACUCCUAUUGAUAUCAUCAAGUGGUCUGCUGUCUUCUCAAUUGUUAUUGCAGCUACCAAGUGGACUGUGAAUUUGUUCUUAAAUCCCUUUUUUUGGAUGUAUUUUAGCUGGACUUGGUUGUUUUGGCCCUGGCUUGUGGCUAUAUCAUUAGCAGUUUAUGGGUUUUAUUGUUUUUAUAAGUAUUCAUUAGGUGAAGCGAGGAUUUUUGAGCAACUUGCCCUUGUUACUUCAAUAUUUACUUGGUUAACUCUUGUCCCUCCUGCCCAUUUCAAUGGCUACCUUGAAGGAUGGCCUUUUGUGUUUUUCUUCGUCUACCAUUAUUUCUUUUUCUUCAAUGUUAGUGUUAGGAAACGUUUAUAUGGAGAUUAUUAUGCACGUCCACACGAUUCCAAGUGGGAUGUGAGCCCACCCAAAUGGUCUCGCCUUUUUUUCUGUGUUGGGGUUAUGGUUGCUCACUGGCUUGCAGCAUUUGAAGGGCCAGAGCUGCAUCUUGUUCCUGGUGGGUGGAGCAAUGCAGGGAUUUGGAUUUUGAUACUGCUAACUUUGCUUAUGCAGUAUAACUCAACGCUUUACCUGGCUAAGUAUUCAGAGAAGGUGGUGGUGCCUACUGCUGUUGUGCAAUUUGGACCAUAUAGGUGGGUCCGGCACCCAAUAUAUUCAUCCACAAUGCUUCUGUUUGCAACUUAUUUUAUUGCGCUUCGUGCACCUUUGAGCUUGUUAUUUGUGAUAGCAGUAUGUUUGAUAUAUUAUGCCCAAAAGGCAAAAAUGGAGGAGGCUCUAAUGAUAGAGAAUUUUCGGGAGAGUUAUUUGGAGUAUAUGAGCAAAGUCCAGUACAAGUUCAUUCCUUUAGUUUACUAAGGCAACCUCCAGGUAUGCCAUUGUUUAUGCAACCUGUUUUACAAGGAGUUGAAUUUAAAACUAGAAAAGUAAAUGUUCAAUUAAAUACUGUACAAUUUAUGCAUUAUCCUUAUUUAUGUCUUUUGACUGGUUUUGUUUCUCUUUCCUUAAACAUUUGAAUUCACAUAGUUGAUUUGUUCCUAUGUUCGAUAUUAA
Jatropha curcas is the source of this 1543-nucleotide messenger RNA. Its product is annotated as protein C-terminal S-isoprenylcysteine carboxyl O-methyltransferase. NCBI's taxonomy places the organism in Eukaryota, Viridiplantae, Streptophyta, Magnoliopsida, Malpighiales, Euphorbiaceae. The record is from RefSeq and is a predicted model, not a curated record.